AUGACGGACAGUACCAAACCCCAAAUCGCACUUGUGGGUUCCUAUUCCGACGCCUUCGUGACGGCCUUGCAGGACGACUUUGAAGUCGAGCAAUGUGACUCAGUUCCCAACCCCGCGACGAGGACAUCGAGUCUCGCGGCGCUUGCUCUCAAGGACGACGAUUAUACCCUCUCCGAAAGCGAUAUUACCUUAAUGUUACCCGACAAGACGGUUCUUAUUUUCUUUGGGCCUACAUCGACGCUCUUGGAGACCAUUCAAAGUGCGACCAACACCCCCAUCGACAUCCCGAGUCUUGGGCUAGUCGACGGUUUACCGCUCCUCGUGUACAUGGUUGAUGGCAUGGUCAACGUUGCUUCCAACAGUAUUCCCAGCGAGGCUCAGGUCCUUCCCCUAAUGCAAAGUGCUCUUAAAAAAGAUAGCAAGAUGGCAAACCAAGGCUUCCAACUACAAGUAUCUCCGGUCGAUCUUGUUGAACAAGCCGCAAUGUCCAUCGAUAGCGCCGUGUCUGCGACGCGGAGUACCAGAGCUUAUGUAUCCAAUCUAGAGCCGCCGGCUGGCGUGAUUGGUUUCAAGAGGCAGAAGUACAAUCUGAACUGGUACACGGAUGUGUACUCGUAUGCGACGGGUGCCGACUGCAGGGGUAAAACCUCGGGCCAGUUUACUUCAGCGGGGGGUAUCGUUGCUGUAGAUCGGGGCGCCAUGACAGGCCACCAUCCUGGUUCUUCCCUUCAAAUGACUACUUACCAACCACGCGGCCCGGAGUCGCAGAUCGACGGUCAGGUUCAGUACAAUAUCAGCUUCGAACAGGACAUGCAGAUGUUCAAUAACAACGGGAACUCUGCCUAUACGUUCAAGGCCCAAUAUACAAACAGUUUCACCUUAGAUCAAUUUCAGCUACAUGAAGUCCCGGGUGACUCGGGGGUCGAUUUCUCGGUUGAUUACAAUGGCUACUAUGACCGUUGGGCUGACCCAACGUUCGUCACUGACAAAUGGUGGAACCCUGGUGUCUACCAGAAAGUUAAGCGACAAGGACGGAGCUAUUGGAUUGUUCGAGAAAACCUGCCGGCCGAUAAUUUACCUAUCAAUGGCUUGACCGUCCUUUCGUCAAGCGUCGGUAAAUAUCCUCUUGGCUGCAGGGCAUUCAAGUCUAACUACUGGCGCACUACCAGUGACGAUAACCAUGUGAGCGAUGCAGACCAUAUGUUACUAUCUGUGAACGUUUGA
Pleurotus ostreatus (oyster mushroom) is the source of this 1224-nucleotide messenger RNA. RefSeq lists its product as uncharacterized. Lineage: Eukaryota; Fungi; Basidiomycota; Agaricomycetes; Agaricales; Pleurotaceae. The record is from RefSeq and is a predicted model, not a curated record. The transcript is spliced from 9 exons. The coding region runs from base 1 to 1224 and encodes 407 amino acids.